Halteromyces radiatus is the source of this 793-nucleotide messenger RNA. Its product is annotated as pyridoxamine 5'-phosphate oxidase-domain-containing protein. The record is from RefSeq and is a predicted model, not a curated record. NCBI's taxonomy places the organism in Eukaryota, Fungi, Mucoromycota, Mucoromycetes, Mucorales, Cunninghamellaceae. The transcript is spliced from 5 exons. Bases 82 to 549 code for a protein of 155 amino acids.
UAAUUUUUAUCAUUUGUGCAUUUUUUUUUUUUGUUGUUAUUUUUAUUUUUUUACUUUUUUUUUCUUUUUAACAUCAAUACAAUGACACCUUUCUCUUUCAUUGUGUUCUUUUUCUUCUUGUUUUCUUUUUGUAAGGCAACUCAAGAUGUGAUUACCGCUGCUGCCAUGGCUCGAAGAUUAGUAAAAGAUACUGGUAUAGGUAGUAUGUUGACUCUUAUGGAUGCAGAUGUGAAUGAAGAAUUUCAAGGAUUUCCUUUUGGAUUGAUGGAAUAUUAUGCUGAUGGUUGUACAGAACAAGACAAUGGUGAUCUUUUACUCUUUAUGUCUGAUUUGCAGAUGAAUGCUAGAAAUGCUCGUCAUGCUGAACAAAAAGUAGGAUUUACCAUUCGAGCAUUGAAAGAAUACAAUGAUCCUAUUGGAAAUAUAUCCACACCUGUACAACAACCUCGUUUAACUUUGGUGGGUGAAGUGGAUCAUCUACCAGAAUCAUUGCGGAAACAAAAUAUGGCAUGUUUUAGACAAACUCAUAAAGAGGCCAGUGCUUGGUAAUCAACAAACAAGAACAAAUAAUAGGAAAUCCAUUUAUUUUUAUUUUUAUUAUUGUAGGGAUCAAUUUCAUGAUUUUCAUUUUUAUAGAUUCAAGGUACAUGGUAUCUACUAUGUUGGUGGAUUUGGUGGUAUCAAUUAUAUUGGUUGGAUCCCUCUUCAUUUGUACCAAAAAGAAGCCAAGACCCUUUCAUUUCAUAGACAGGAUCCCCUUCUUUAGUUAUAUAUAUAACAAUAAAAAAAAAAG